AUGUACUAUUUCAAUCAUGCCGCUUGGCAACCUGUUUUACCGUUAUCAGCAAAUCGAAAAAGUUUAUUUAAAGAUCCACGUACAGAUCUUCUUAGUAUAUUUCUUCUUCAAGUAUUUAUUACACUUAUUCUAUGCAAAAUAUUGGGCAAAAUUCUUUCGUUUAUUCAUCAACCAGCUGUAAUCGGACAAAUUCUAGCCGGUAUUAUUUUAGGACCUAGUGCAUUAGGUUUUAUACCUGGUUUUAGUUCAUUUCUAUUUGCACCACAUACAUUAGAUUCGCUUCAAUUAGUUUCGUCAUUAGGUUUAAUAUUUUUCAUGUUUUAUCUUGGACUUAAAAUGGAUCCAAAUGAAAUAAGACAUGGUUGGCGUCAGACAUUACCGAUUGCGACAGCCAGUAUUGCUAUUCCAGUAGGUGUAGGAUGUGUCGUUAGCUUAUGGCUCUAUAAAAUGGUCUCACCUGAUAUUAAUAAAAUUGCAUUUAUGUUAUUUAUCGGUUCGGGUAUUGGUUUUUCAGCAUUUCCUGUUUUAGCAUCGAUUUUACAAGCAAAUAAUAUCAUAACAACACCUCUCGGCGUUCUCAUAAUUAGUAUUGCUGCAAUUGAAGAUAUUGUCGUAUGGGUUAUAUUAGCUAUUGCAACUGCAUUAAGUGAAGGUGGUCCAUCAAUAGGAGGCCUUUAUACUCUUUUAUUAACGUUUGCUUUUCUAUUGAUAAUGUUUAUUAUUGUGCGUCCGUUACUCUCUCUUUUACAUCGAUAUUAUUUUCGUCGUAACGACGAACAUAAUAUUUACUUAAUAGUGAUUUGUUUACUUAUUCUCGUUGCCGCAGCAUUUACAAGUGAAAUAAUUAAUAUUCAUGCAUUUUUUGGUUCAUUUAUUGCUGGUCUUAUUAUUCCUCGUCAACCAAAAGGAUCAAAUUUACAUGAAUUUUUAUCUGUUCGUAUUGAAUUAUUUUGUAUAGAAUUUUUUCUUCCACUUUAUUUUACAAAUUCUGGUUUAAAAACUCAUUUAUACAUGUUAAAUACUUUUCAAAUAUGGUAUACACUAGUUAGUCUAGUUUUUAUUGUUUCUUUGGCUAAAAUAAUACCUGUUACAUUAAUGACAAGACUGAUAACAAGAAAAACUGAAACAUGGUCUUAUGCAUUUGCAGUUGGAAUUCUAAUGAAUACACGUGGUAUUGUACAAUUAGUUGUACUUAAUGUUGGUGUUGAAUUAGGUAUAUUAUCACCGAUUAUUUUUGCGAUGUUUGUUGUAGUAGCUGUUAUUUUAAUAUUUUUUACAACACCAGUUCUUUAUGUUGUUUAUUUAAAAAAUAACGCAAUACAAAACAAAAAAGAAAUAAAGGCUCCAGUAUCAAAGAGAACUCAUCUUUAUACACAUCCUAUUGAACACAUACCGAAUAAUCGAUUAUCAAAAUCAUAUAGAAAAUGGCGAUUACAAACAACGUCAGUAUAA
Molecule: messenger RNA, 1452 nt
Organism: Adineta steineri
Lineage: Eukaryota; Metazoa; Rotifera; Eurotatoria; Adinetida; Adinetidae
Source: the annotation of a GenBank genome assembly